This is a messenger RNA of Gavialis gangeticus (Gharial), 1667 nucleotides long. It is a transcript of the gene LDLRAD3, whose product is annotated as low density lipoprotein receptor class A domain containing 3. Gene Ontology annotation, molecular function: protein binding. The transcript is spliced from 6 exons. NCBI's taxonomy places the organism in Eukaryota, Metazoa, Chordata, Crocodylia, Gavialidae. Gene Ontology annotation, biological process: receptor-mediated endocytosis. The record is from RefSeq and is a predicted model, not a curated record. The coding region runs from base 1 to 1047 and encodes 348 amino acids. Gene Ontology annotation, cellular component: plasma membrane.
AUGAACAUUGAGAAAGUUGAUAGCCAGCUGUUGCCUGGAAACAACUUCACAAAUGAAUGUAAUAUUCCUGGAAACUUCAUGUGUAGUAACGGGCGCUGUAUCCCAGGGGCCUGGCAGUGUGAUGGGCUGCCCGACUGCUUUGAUGAAAGUGAUGAAAAGGAAUGCCCAAAAGCCAAGUCUAGAUGUGGGGCCACAUUCUUCCCCUGUGCUAGUGGUAUCCAUUGCAUCAUUGGCCGCUUCCAGUGCAAUGGCUUUGAGGACUGUCCAGAUGGCAGCGAUGAGGAAAACUGCACAGCCAAUCCCUUGUUGUGUUCAACUGCCCGAUUCCACUGUAAGAAUGGACUUUGCAUUGAUAAAAGCUUUGUGUGCGACAAUCAAAACAACUGCCAGGACAACAGUGAUGAAGAAAGUUGUGAAAGCCCUCAAGAGACUGGUAGUGGCCAAGAUUAUGUGACCUCAGAGAACCAGCUGUUGUAUUACCCCAGCAUCACCUAUGCUAUCAUUGGCAGUUCAGUCAUUUUUGUGCUGGUUGUGGCCUUCCUUGCCUUGGUUUUGCACCACCAGCGAAAGCGCAACAACCUCAUGACCCUGCCUGUGCAUCGGCUGCAGCACCCUGUCCUCCUGUCCCGGCUGGUUGUCCUUGAUCAUCCACAUCAUUGCAGCGUCACCUACAAUGUGAACAAUGGGAUUCAAUACAUGUCAAACCAGGCCUAUCAUAGGCCAGUGGAUCUGGAUUCUCCUCCAUCCUACUCAGAAGCUGUUUUAGACCAAAGCAGACCCCCUUGGUUUGAUCUUCCUCCACCCCCUUACUGCGCAGAAUCUGAAUCUCCCAGUCAGACAGAUCUUCCUCCUUACCGAUCUCGGACAGGAAGCUUGGUGAGCACAGGCACCCCAAUGGCAGGAAACAGCCUGCACACAGACCACAGUCGGACAGGAUGCGUCAGUAACAAUGUGGACCAUCGUGAGACACUUCUUGGGACAAGAGCAGAGGAAAAUGACUUUCUGAUCAACUCUGCUGCUGAAAGAGAAAUGUUACAGGUUUUUUAAAUGUGUAUAUGGGUUAGUCUGUUGUGGUUUAUUACCUUCUGAGAUAGGAGGGAGCAGCAAUGUUUAGAAAAGGAUUUACUUUUGGAUCCAACUCCAGAUUGCUGCACAUUUAACAGAUGCUUUGACUCAGUAUUUGAGCUCAUCACCGACUUCUUGAUCUAGGUUCAUGUCAGAACUUCCAGAAGGUUUUAAGGGAGGGUUCCAGUUCAAAUCUGUAUAAUAUGUUGAUGCUAAGACUUUGUGAUUUAAUGUAUUUCUGGGAGAUUGUAUAUGUAUGUACAUAGGUGCACAUAUAAUAUAUACAGAUAAUACACACAUGCCCGCACACACACACAGACAUACACGUUUGCAUUUACAUUGAAGUUUCCAGACUGGCUCUUGUCUUUUCCAUGCUUCAGUUCAGGCGCAGUCAUCUGCACAGAUGAUGGGGAGUCACUGAGUGUAUAGGACAGAGAAAGAACGUAUCCCUGCUUUGAGAUCUGAUACUCAACUACACAACUGCCCCACUGCAGCAAGAAGCAGCAGUUGCAGGGAAGGUCCUGUUUGGCCCCUCCAUCCCCAGAAGGGAGCAUGCUCAGUACAAAUGUAGUCACUGAAAAUGUUAGCUUAGCUUUGAAAUU